GUUUUACUUUGUGGCAAGACAGGAUUUAAGAAGGUUUAAGAAAGUGGUAGAGAGAGAGAAUACCAAUUUAAAACGUUAAUCCCGCUUCCAUAAACCCAACGUCACUCUUUUUGUCCUGUUUUUCUAUUUCUAACCUUCUUGCUCAGCAUAUCAUAUACUACUUGCAUAUCACUUGAGAGAACAGAACAGAAUAGAAAACCAUCAACAUUCUCUCUCUCUCUCUCUCUCUCUCUCUCAUAUCUCUCUCUCUCUCUCUCAAAGUUUCAUAAUAACAAUAAUGGCUGGUUCUUCUGAUGAUGAUAUACACCAAACACACCCAUCACUUGUUCCUCCUGAUUCUCAAGACUUCUCCAAUAUAUUCAACCAACUCAUGGAUCCAUCUUCUUCAUCAUCUUUCAAUUUUUCUGAUCCCUAUCCUCCUAAUCCUUCCACCAUCUCUUACCCUCCUCCUCAUUUCACUUCUUCCUCUUCUGCUCAGAAUGAUGAAGGUUCAGAGUUGCCAUCAUCAAAGGCUGCCCCACCACCACGUUCUUCUUCAAAGAGAAGCAGAGCUGCAGAGUUCCAUAAUUUGUCUGAAAAGAGAAGGAGGAGUAAGAUUAAUGAGAAAUUGAAAGCCUUACAAAAUUUAAUUCCAAAUUCUAACAAGACAGAUAAAGCUUCAAUGUUAGAUGAGGCCAUUGAAUAUUUAAAGCAGCUUCAGCUUCAAGUGCAAAUGUUAAUGGUGAGAAAUGGUUAUAGCUUGCAUCCGAUGUCUUUAUCAGGAGGAUCGCGACCUCCUACGAUGUUUCCUCAGACUGAGUUGUUCAAUCUUGAUGAGGGUAAUAGUGGGUUUCACAAUUCUAACAAUGCAAUUACCCCGCCUACUAACAAUGAAUAUUUCGCACGGCAAGCUUUUAGUUUUCCAGAACAAUGCAGCAUCUCAAAUCAAUCUGUUAUCUUACCCUCGUCGACCAAUAUAGCUUCAUUUGAUACCUCAUCAAGUUUUCAAACCUCUAUUAAGGAUAAUUUCUGCAACAACAUGCCACAACUGAUUUUGGAUACAACAAGGAUUGGAAAAACUCCUUCUUCAGAUGUUUCUUAAACAGCUUGAAUUCAUCAGAGACAGAAAUCCAUUUUGUAAAAGGGUAGCUUUUUGUUCAGACAUCAUGAUCUACACUUGAACUCAAAUUUGACACUUGAUUAGGUUGUUUGUGGCACAAUUUUGUAACACUGUUUGACACAAUCUUUGUGCCAUUGAUAACUACAUUAAAAUGUAUUAACAUUUUAAGAAUUCUUCAAUUACAAAAUGAAGCUAAUGAACAUUCUGCAACACAUGUAACCUCUUGCUUUGGAUGAUUUAGAUUUUAGUGAUUAAA
Messenger RNA from Medicago truncatula (barrel medic), 1355 nucleotides. RefSeq names its product transcription factor ALC. The record is from RefSeq and is a predicted model, not a curated record. Gene Ontology annotation, cellular component: nucleus. Gene Ontology annotation, molecular function: protein dimerization activity. The coding region runs from base 278 to 1081 and encodes 267 amino acids. Lineage: Eukaryota; Viridiplantae; Streptophyta; Magnoliopsida; Fabales; Fabaceae. The transcript is spliced from 6 exons.